This is a messenger RNA of Drosophila eugracilis, 1451 nucleotides long. RefSeq lists its product as uncharacterized. NCBI's taxonomy places the organism in Eukaryota, Metazoa, Arthropoda, Insecta, Diptera, Drosophilidae. Gene Ontology annotation, molecular function: peptidyl-prolyl cis-trans isomerase activity. The transcript has a single exon. The record is from RefSeq and is a predicted model, not a curated record. Gene Ontology annotation, biological process: protein peptidyl-prolyl isomerization. The coding region runs from base 79 to 1296 and encodes 405 amino acids.
GUCACUCGAAACACACUUCGCAAAUUAAAAUUCAAGUAUAUAGCUUACGUCGCUUUUCCAAGAGAAAAAUUAGCCAUUAUGUUCAUCCGCGGGGAUGUGCCGCGUCAUUCCCGGGGCCAGAUCCCCCAGAUUCCCAGUUCCAUGACUCCCUACGUAGCGGCGGUGAAGCGCGGCCCCUAUACGAUGACCAAUCCGGUUUACAACAGCCCCAAUCCCAACCUGGUGGGCCUGGAUGGCCAGGUGGAGGGGUCUCGGCCGAAGCAUACCUUCAACGUAAAGAAACAGGAGUUGGAGAAUAACUUCCGGCACCACCAGCGGCGUAUUCCGGUGCCCACCUGCCGGAGGACAAUGCCCAAGACCAGAUCCCACAUGGUGAUGAACGAGCAGCGGGAGCUCUACCGCCAGCACCGCGAUCGAAUGUCCAAUAUCAAGGGCAAGGUCAACACCUAUCUGCCGCCCCCGAAAAUCCAAAUCGAGGGCAACGGCAUGGAGCUCUCCUACAUGGAGAUGCUGACCGCGCUCUACAAGAAGAGCAACAACACGCUGCGCACGUUUACCAAAUCCCCGGAACGCCUGGCGGCUGGCAGGUGGCGCAAUGCCAACUUGGCCAGGGAAAAGGAGCGCCGGCAGCUGGAGAAGAACAAGGAGUUCCACAAGGGAGGCGAACUCUUCGAUCCCCAGGCGGGCAAGUCGAACAGGUACAUGCCCAAGUCCUCGGGUUCCUUCAGUUGCGAGAUUCCCCUCCACGUGCUCCAUCGCUACGAGAGCCUGAUGGACAAGUGCGACGUGGGCAUCCUGUGCAAGCUGCUCCGCCCGCAGAUCUACCUGGACAUCGAGGUGCGAGAGGCCCGCAUCGAGGGAAGACUGACUAUCCAGCUCUUCACUGAGGCCUGUCCGCAGGUGGUGCUGGAGUUCAUGAGGGUCUGCACCCAAAGGCGGAAGGGAGCCAUUCUCUUCUCUCGAGCUUUGGCGCCCAUUUGGAUGGAGGGACGACUGGCCAUGAAUCCGCAGAGGAGCACCGAAGUGGCCAACAUCGAGCACGACUUCGAGGUGCUGAACCACGGCGUGGAUGCUGGGAUCCUCUCCUUCCCCAGCCGUUAUGUCCGGGGAAAUGCCCGGAAGGCGGUCAACUUCACCAUCAGCUUCAAGCCACUGUCCAUUUUGAAUGGCAGGAGGAUCGCCUUCGGGAAGGUUCGCAAGGGUAUGCAGGUCCUGGAGAAGAUUCAGGCGGCCAUCGGACACCUGCCCAUGAGCCACAAAAUGAUCCAACUGACGGACUGCGGAGUGCUCCAAUAAUGUACAAAUUCAAAGUAGACUCAAAGAGAAACGCGUAACCUUAAGGAUUAGUCUCCAACACUCGACCAAUAGAAGCCGUCGGCUGCUGGCUGAAUAAGCCGUAGUAUAUCUGUAAUAUAUAAUAUAUAUAGCAAUAAAUCGAUGUACACUCGAAA